UUUGAUUCCCUGCUGAGCCAGGUGGUUGUCGAGGCAGUGGAGGAGGUCCCUCUGGCGGAGGUACUGCCCAACACCGGGAAGCCCCCCAAGGGCAGGGGCAGGGUAUCUAAGGCCACCCCCCCUAGGAAGAUCUGGAGCCCCAAGAAAUCCAACCUCAACCAAAGGCUGUCGGCCGUCUGGGGCAGGAAGGAAGUGGUCCUCCGGGUCAGGCCUGGUGUGAGGACCCGGAGUCAGACAUCUCUGGAGUCCUUGGACUCCUUCAAGUCCCUGUCGUAG
Messenger RNA from Eurytemora carolleeae, 276 nucleotides. RefSeq lists its product as uncharacterized. The record is from RefSeq and is a predicted model, not a curated record. NCBI's taxonomy places the organism in Eukaryota, Metazoa, Arthropoda, Copepoda, Calanoida, Temoridae.